UAUUCUCUAUGUUAUUAUAGGAUGUCUUGCCGUCAAAAACAGAAGGUUGGAGCAUGUAUUCAUGGAGAUUCACCAACUGGGCAUCUCUUCUGUUACUGGGUCUUGCUUUGUCCUUCUUCUUCUUCAGAAACCCACCUCGUCCUCCUCAAAAUACGGCUGAAGGAACCCCCAAAUCCAUUUAUGAUUUCACAGUCAAGGAUAUACGUGGCAAUAGUGUACCUCUAAGGAGUUACAAGUGGAAGGUUUUAUUGGUAGUGAAUGUUGCUUCAAAAUGUGGGUUAACACAAUCAAACUACAAAGAAUUGAACAUGUUGUACGAAAAGUACAGAGACCAAGGUUUUGAGAUUUUAGCAUUUCCUUGUAACCAGUUUGGUUGGCAAGAACCAGGAACUAACAAGGAGAUCCAGGAAACUGCGUGCACUAUGUUCAAAGCUGAGUUCCCGAUAUUUGAAAAGAUUGAGGUGAAUGGAGAGAAUGCAGCACCAAUAUUCAAGUUCUUAAAAUCAGAGAAAGGAGGCUUAUUUGGAGAUGACAUCAAGUGGAACUUUACUAAGUUUCUGGUAAACAAAGAAGGAAAAGUUGUCGAGAGAUACGCUCCAACUACAUCACCCCUUGAAAUUGAGAAAGAGAUAGAGAAUCUGUUGGGAUCUGUUUGAGCACCAACUCUGUUCACCUCCUUUAUAGAAUUAAACUUCUGUUUGACCUAGCAACAAUUUUGCUUGUAUCUAAACGGAUUAUGAUAGGUUCGUGUUUUUUAAUUCUUGCAUGAGUUGAGAUCUUUGUUAAUAAAAGAGUCUUUUCAUA
Messenger RNA from Rhododendron vialii, 804 nucleotides. RefSeq names its product probable glutathione peroxidase 2. Gene Ontology annotation, molecular function: glutathione peroxidase activity. The transcript is spliced from 6 exons. The record is from RefSeq and is a predicted model, not a curated record. Gene Ontology annotation, biological process: response to oxidative stress. NCBI's taxonomy places the organism in Eukaryota, Viridiplantae, Streptophyta, Magnoliopsida, Ericales, Ericaceae. Gene Ontology annotation, cellular component: cytosol. The coding region runs from base 54 to 656 and encodes 200 amino acids.